Neomonachus schauinslandi (Hawaiian monk seal) is the source of this 4409-nucleotide messenger RNA. It is a transcript of the gene SLC12A2, whose product is annotated as solute carrier family 12 member 2. Bases 228 to 3833 code for a protein of 1201 amino acids. Gene Ontology annotation, biological process: potassium ion import across plasma membrane; sodium ion homeostasis; chloride ion homeostasis. Gene Ontology annotation, cellular component: membrane. NCBI's taxonomy places the organism in Eukaryota, Metazoa, Chordata, Mammalia, Carnivora, Phocidae. Gene Ontology annotation, molecular function: ammonium channel activity; sodium:potassium:chloride symporter activity. The transcript has 27 exons. The record is from RefSeq and is a predicted model, not a curated record.
GGCUUUAAACAGCGGGGCCCGCCCCGCGCCUACUGCACUCGCGCGCCGACUCGGCUGCCGGCUGUGUUUGUGCUGGUCCGGGCUAGCGGCGGCGGCGGCGGCGGGCGGGCGGGCGGAGGGGCGAGCGAUUCCGUCACCUGGCGUUGCGGCCGCGGGCACCGCCGGCGGAGGGCGUGCAGCCCGCGACGUCCGCCAGGCUCUCGGAGUCUGCCGGGGGUCGGGCGGCGAUGGAACCGGGGCCCACGGCGCCCUCCUCCGGCGCCCCGAGGCUGGCCGGGGUCGGGGAGACGCCGCCAGCUGCCGCGCUGGCCGCCGCCGGGGUGGAUCUGCCCGGCACUGCCGUGCCCUCAGUGUCGGAGGAUGCUGCGGCCGCGAGCCGGGGCGGUGGCGGGGUCCGCGGUGAGGGCGCCGCGGCAGCCGGGGACGGACUGGGCAGACCCCUGGGGCCCACCCCGAGCCAGAGCCGCUUCCAGGUGGACCUCGUUUCCGAGAACGCGGGGCGGACUGCGGCGGCUGGGGCCGGGGCUGGGGGUAAGGAGACCCCAGCGGACGGGAAAGCUAGCGGCGAAAGCGGGCCAGGCAAGGGCAGCGAGGAAGCCAAGGGCCGCUUCCGCGUGAACUUCGUGGACCCGGCUGCCUCUUCAUCUGCUGACGAGAGCUUGUCGGAUGCGGCGGGGGUCGGAGGCGACGGGCCCAACGUGAGCUUCCAGAACGGCGGGGACACAGUGCUGAGCGAGGGCAGCAGCUUGCACUCGGGAGGCGGCGGCGGCAGUGGGCACCACCAGCACUACUACUAUGAUACCCACACCAACACUUACUACCUGCGCACCUUUGGCCACAACACCAUGGACGCCGUGCCCAGGAUCGAUCACUACCGGCACACCGCAGCGCAGCUGGGCGAGAAGCUACUCCGCCCCAGCCUGGCUGAGCUCCACGAUGAGCUGGAAAAGGAACCUUUUGAGGAUGGAUUUGCCAACGGGGAAGAAAGUACUCCAACCAGAGAUGCUGUGGUCACAUACACUGCGGAAAGUAAAGGAGUUGUGAAGUUUGGCUGGAUCAAGGGUGUAUUAGUACGUUGUAUGUUAAACAUCUGGGGUGUUAUGCUCUUCAUUAGAUUGUCAUGGAUUGUGGGUCAAGCUGGAAUAGGUCUAUCGGUUGUUGUAAUUAUGAUGGCCACUGUUGUGACAACUAUCACAGGAUUGUCUACUUCAGCAAUAGCUACUAAUGGAUUUGUACGUGGAGGAGGAGCAUAUUAUUUAAUAUCCAGAAGUCUAGGACCAGAAUUUGGUGGUGCAAUUGGACUGAUCUUCGCUUUUGCCAAUGCUGUUGCAGUUGCUAUGUAUGUGGUUGGAUUUGCAGAAACUGUGGUGGAGUUGCUUAAGGAACAUUCCAUACUUAUGAUCGAUGAAAUCAAUGAUAUUCGAAUUAUUGGAGCCAUUACCGUGGUGAUCCUUUUAGGUAUCUCAGUGGCUGGAAUGGAGUGGGAAGCAAAAGCUCAGAUUGUUCUUUUGGUGAUUCUACUACUUGCUAUUGCUGAUUUCGUCAUAGGAACAUUUAUCCCAUUGGACAGCAAGAAGCCCAAAGGUUUCUUUGGUUAUAAGUCUGAAAUAUUUAAUGAGAACUUUGGACCGGAUUUUCGAGAGGAAGAGACUUUCUUUUCUGUAUUUGCCAUCUUUUUUCCUGCUGCAACUGGUAUUCUUGCUGGAGCAAAUAUCUCAGGUGAUCUUGCAGAUCCUCAGUCAGCCAUACCCAAAGGAACACUCUUAGCCAUUUUAAUUACUACGGUUGUUUACAUAGGAAUUGCAGUAUCUGUAGGUUCUUGUGUUGUUCGAGAUGCCACUGGGAAUGUUAAUGACACUAUUGUAACAGAGCUAACAAACUGUACUUCUGCAGCCUGCAAAUUAAACUUUGACUUUUCAUCUUGUGAAAGCAAUCCUUGUUACUAUGGCCUAAUGAACAAUUUCCAGGUAAUGAGCAUGGUGUCAGGAUUUGCACCAUUAAUUUCUGCUGGUAUCUUUUCAGCCACUCUUUCUUCUGCAUUAGCAUCCCUUGUGAGUGCUCCCAAAAUAUUUCAGGCUCUUUGUAAGGACAACAUCUACCCAGCUUUCCAAAUGUUUGCUAAAGGUUAUGGGAAAAAUAAUGAACCUCUUCGUGGCUACGUCUUAACAUUCUUAAUUGCCCUUGGAUUCAUCUUAAUUGCUGAGCUGAAUGUUAUUGCUCCAAUUAUCUCUAAUUUCUUCCUUGCAUCGUAUGCAUUGAUCAAUUUUUCGGUGUUCCAUGCAUCACUUGCAAAAUCUCCAGGGUGGCGUCCUGCAUUCAAAUACUACAACAUGUGGAUAUCACUUCUUGGAGCGAUUCUUUGUUGCAUAGUGAUGUUCGUCAUUAACUGGUGGGCUGCGUUGCUAACAUAUGUAAUAGUCCUUGGGCUGUAUAUUUAUGUUACCUACAAAAAACCAGAUGUGAACUGGGGAUCCUCUACACAAGCUUUGACUUACCUGAGCGCACUACAGCAUUCGAUUCGUCUUUCAGGAGUGGAAGACCAUGUGAAAAACUUUAGGCCACAGUGUCUUGUUAUGACAGGUGCUCCAAACUCACGCCCAGCUUUACUUCAUCUUGUUCAUGAUUUCACAAAAAAUGUUGGUUUGAUGAUCUGUAGUCAUGUACAUAUGGGGCCUCGAAGACAAGCCAUGAAAGAGAUAUCCAUUGAUCAAGCCAGAUAUCAGCGGUGGCUUAUCAAAAACAAGAUGAAGGCUUUUUAUGCUCCAGUACAUGCAGAUGAUUUGAGAGAAGGUGCACAGUAUUUGAUGCAGGCUGCUGGUCUUGGGCGAAUGAAGCCAAACACACUUGUCCUCGGAUUUAAGAAAGAUUGGUUGCAAGCAGAUAUGAGGGAUGUGGAUAUGUACAUAAACAUAUUUCAUGACGCCUUUGACAUACAAUAUGGAGUAGUGGUUAUCCGCCUAAAAGAGGGUCUGGAUAUAUCUCAUCUUCAAGGACAAGAAGAAUUAUUGUCAUCACAAGAGAAAUCUCCUGGUGUCAAGGAUGUGGUACUAAGUAUGGAGUAUAGUAAAAAAUCGGAUUUAGAUACUUCAAAACCAUCUGAUGAGAAAGCUGUUACACACAAAGAUGAGGAAGAGGAUGGCAAGACUCCAACUCAACCACUGUUGAAAAAAGAAUGCAAAGGCCCUGCUGUGCCCUUAAAUGUAGCUGACCAAAAGCUUCUUGAAGCUAGUACACAGUUUCAGAAAAAACAAGGAAAGAAUACUAUUGAUGUCUGGUGGCUUUUUGAUGAUGGAGGUUUGACUUUAUUGAUACCUUAUCUUCUGACUACCAAGAAAAAGUGGAAAGACUGUAAGAUCAGAGUAUUCAUUGGUGGGAAAAUAAAUCGAAUAGACCAUGACCGGAGAGCGAUGGCUACUUUGCUUAGCAAGUUCCGGAUAGACUUCUCCGAUAUCAUGGUCUUAGGAGAUAUUAAUACUAAACCAAAGAAAGAAAAUAUUGUAGCUUUUGAUGAAAUGAUUGAGCCAUACAGACUUCAUGAAGAUGACAAAGAGCAAGAUAUUGCAGAUAAAAUGAAAGAAGAUGAACCAUGGCGAAUAACAGACAAUGAGCUUGAACUCUAUAAGACCAAGACUUACCGGCAGAUCAGGUUAAAUGAAUUAUUAAAGGAACAUUCAGGUACAGCUAAUAUCAUUGUCAUGAGCCUUCCAGUUGCCCGGAAAGGUGCUGUGUCUAGUGCUCUCUAUAUGGCCUGGUUAGAAGCUCUCUCGAAGGACCUACCACCAGUUCUCCUAGUCCGUGGAAAUCAUCAGAGUGUCCUUACCUUCUAUUCCUAAAUGCCUCAGUACAGUGGACAGCCCUCCAGGUGGUACUUGAGUGCCUAGUAAAGUCACUGAAAUCUUCAAAGACACAUUAACAUCACAAUGGCGAACUGUGACUUUUCUUUCACCUUUUCAUUAAUUUGAAAGCACACAGGGAAGUUGCUCCACUGAUAUGUGUAUGGAGACUUCAGUUUUAGUCAGUUCUGUAUUUCAAUCUUAAUGAAUGAUGAUGAUUCCUUGUUGUUGGACUGAAGCUCACGAGAGUAAAGUUUUCCUUUGCUACUUGAAUAGCAAUAAAAGUGUGUUAUUUUGUGAUUGAUGAAAGGAGUACAAAAAGCCUUUAGCCUUGAGGUGCCUUCUGAAAUUAACCAAAUUUCAUCCAUAUAUCCUCUUUUAUAAAUUUAUAGAAUGUCAAAUUUUGCCUUCAGCUGUCAUUUUUGUUUCUGGUCUCUCCCACCUUAAAAUGAAAUGGACACUGCUUUUCUUCUUCCAUUGACCAGUUAGUGUUGAGUACUGUAUGUUUUCUAUUACUUUUAUAAAGGUAUCUGUUAGAUACUAAAGGUGAGAAUUAGGGCAAGUUAAUGAAAAAUG